Monodelphis domestica (gray short-tailed opossum) is the source of this 450-nucleotide messenger RNA. RefSeq lists its product as uncharacterized. The record is from RefSeq and is a predicted model, not a curated record. Lineage: Eukaryota; Metazoa; Chordata; Mammalia; Didelphimorphia; Didelphidae. Gene Ontology annotation, molecular function: protein heterodimerization activity.
AUGGACGAGGAAACCAGCACCGUGGAAAGUGGAGAUCGUUCCUCCAGUUCCCCUGACACUCCCAUGAGGGGAUCCCCUGUCCAGAACCGGAUGUCCCAGCGCAAACUUACGAGAAGAGGCCGAAAGAGGAACCGGAGGGUGUCCUGGAAGGACACCUAUGUGGUCCAGGUGCUGAGGCAGCAACUGCCUAAUGGUCGGGCCCCUCUGUCUAGGGGGGCAUUGGCUAUCCUCCACUUGGUUGUUAAAGACCUUUUCGACCGCAUUGCCCUUGAGGCCGGCAGGCUGAAGAAGGAGUGCCUCGACAAUGACCCAGAGGACCCCGUGGGUCCAAACGAGAUCAGGGCCGCCCUGCAGAUCCUCCUGCCUUCCCAGCUCAGGGUUCAGCCCCUGCACAACCGCUUCGACUCCCCUUUGCUAGUAGGCGGCCGGGAGCAUCAGAGGUGGCGUUGA